Leptosia nina is the source of this 2964-nucleotide messenger RNA. NCBI's taxonomy places the organism in Eukaryota, Metazoa, Arthropoda, Insecta, Lepidoptera, Pieridae. The record is from the annotation of a GenBank genome assembly.
AUGUGGCCACCGAGAUUGCUGAGGUGGACAUUCACCCUUCUACUGCUAGUAGCCGUUAUCGCUCCCACCACAGACUCUUCUAAUGUCCGCAGAAGACUUCGUAAGCCAAGCAAAGUCAACACAUCUGUAACCAGCAGCGUCUCCAGGUCUUCCGACCAGGUGAUAUCAGCCAGCGUGAACCGGCCCAAGGUACGAGGACGUCCCACCGUUGCCAGCCGGAAAUCAUCAGCUGCUCUAGACAACUCCGUAGCUACUGAAGACCACAGGGACAAAGAUGGAUACAAGGUCGUGUGCUAUUACACAAACUGGUCUCAAUACAGAACGAAGCUCGGAAAAUUCCUGCCAGAAGACAUUCAGCCUGAUCUCUGCACCCACAUCAUCUUCGCGUUCGGCUGGAUGAAGAAGGGAAAGCUCAGCUCCUUCGAAUCAAAUGACGAGACAAAGGAUGGAAAGACAGGGUUGUACGACCGGAUUAAUGGUCUGAAGAAGGCUAACCCCAAGUUAAAGACGUUGCUUGCUAUCGGUGGAUGGUCUUUCGGCACUCAGAAAUUCAAGGAGAUGUCAGCCACCCGUUACUCCAGACAGACGUUCAUCUACUCAGCCAUCCCGUACCUCCGGGACAGGAACUUCGAUGGGCUGGACGUGGACUGGGAGUACCCCAAGGGCGGUGAUGAUAAGAAGAACUUUGUGCUGUUUUUAAAAGAGUUGAGAGAAGCCUUCGAAGCUGAAGCCCAGGAAGUAAAGAAACCUCGUCUGCUGCUGACUGCUGCUGUACCCGUAGGACCUGACAAUAUCAAGAGUGGAUACGAUGUACCAGCAGUUGCCAGUUACUUGGACUUCAUAAACGUCAUGGCAUACGACUUCCACGGAAAAUGGGAAAGGGAAACUGGUCACAACGCUCCGCUCUACGCUCCAUCAUCAGACUCGGAGUGGAGGAAGCAGCUAUCGGUAGACCAUGCAGCUCAUCUCUGGGUUAAACUUGGUGCACCUAAGGAGAAGCUUAUUAUAGGUAUGCCAACUUACGGGCGUACUUUCACUUUGUCAAAUGUCAACAACUUCAAAGUGAAUUCUCCGGCGAGCGGGGGCGGCAAGGCUGGCGAAUACACAAAGGAAGGAGGCUUCCUCGCGUACUAUGAGGUGUGUGAAAUACUCCAAAACGGAGGUGCCUACGUCUGGGAUGAUGAAAUGAAAGUGCCUUAUGCCGUACAUGGUGAUCAAUGGAUUGGUUUCGAUGAUGAGAAAUCUAUCAGGAAUAAAAUGAGGUGGAUCAAAGACAACGGUUUUGGAGGCGCCAUGGUGUGGACUGUAGACAUGGAUGAUUUUAGCGGAACUGUGUGUGGAGGAAAUGUGAAGUACCCGCUUAUUGGUGCUAUGAGGGAAGAACUGCGUGGUAUCUCUAGAGGUAAAGAUGCCAAAGACGUCGACUGGGCUUCCGUUGCCGCCACCGCAGUCAUAGAAGUGACAGAGAAGCCACAACCCAUCAAGAUUAGCCUUUCAGAUGUCCUCAGUAAAGUGAAACGACCGACCAAGACGAUUAUCGUCAAGAACAAUAAUGCUGCUGUCGUCGAUAAGAAUAAGCGUGAACCUCAAAUCUUAUGUUACUUAACAUCGUGGUCUUCAAAGAGGCCAAGUGCUGGUCGCUUCAUGCCCGACAACGUGGACCCAACUCUAUGCACCCACGUUAUCUAUUCCUUCGCCACAUUAAAGGACCAUAAACUAGCAGAAGGAGAUGAAAAGGACGCAGAUAUGUACGACAAAGUCGUUGCAUUGAGAGAAAAGAAUCCUAAUUUGAAGAUCUUACUUGCCAUCGGAGGUUGGGCCUUUGGCUCCACGCCCUUCAAAGAGCUGACAUCCAACGUGUUCAGAAUGAACCAAUUUGUCUACGAAGCAAUCGAGUUCCUCAGGGACUACCAGUUUAAUGGUCUGGAUAUCGACUGGGAAUACCCGAGAGGCGCGGACGACCGAGCAGCCUUCGUGUCUCUGCUGAAGGAAUUGCGUCUAGCCUUCGAAGGUGAAGCGAAAUCAUCAGGCCAGCCUCGUCUUCUCCUAACCGCAGCUGUUCCAGCAUCCUUCGAAGCUAUAGCCGCUGGAUAUGAUGUGCCCGAAAUCUCUAAAUAUUUGGACUUUAUAAACGUGAUGACCUAUGACUUCCAUGGUCAAUGGGAAAGACAAGUUGGACACAACAGCCCGCUUUUCCCGCUAGAGAGCGCCACUAGUUACCAGAAGAAACUUACCGUGGACUAUUCGGCUCGCGAAUGGGUGCGACAGGGUGCUCCUAAGGAGAAGCUGAUGAUCGGAAUGCCGACUUACGGUAGAUCGUUCACACUCAUCAACGACACACAAUUUGACAUCGGUGCGCCCGCGUCUGGUGGAGGUCAAGCGGGACGUUAUACCAACGAGGCUGGAUUUAUGUCCUACUAUGAAAUUUGCGAUUUCCUUCGAGAAGAUAACACUACGCUAGUGUGGGACAAUGAACAGAUGGUACCAUUCGCAUACAGAGAUGAUCAAUGGGUCGGGUUUGAUGAUGAAAGAUCACUGAAGACUAAAAUGGCUUGGCUCAAAGAAGAAGGUUUCGGCGGUAUAAUGGUGUGGUCUAUAGACAUGGAUGACUUCCGAGGUUCAUGCGGAACUGGAAAGUACCCUCUCAUCACAGCCAUGAAGCAGGAACUCGGCGAUUACAAAGUCAGAUUGGAGUAUGAUGGACCAUACGAGACCGCGAUAGGAAGUGGGCAGUACACUACUAAAAAUCCGAACGAAGUAACAUGCGAAGAAGAAGAUGGACACAUCUCCUACCACCCAGACAAAGCGGACUGCACCAUGUACUACAUGUGCGAGGGUGAGAGGAAACAUCACAUGCCGUGCCCCACAAACCUCGUCUUCAACCCCAACGAGAACGUCUGUGAUUGGCCUGAGAACGUCGAAGGUUGCGCGCACCACACGCAAGCGCCGGCGGCUAGACGGUAG